CAAACUCUAUUAAGCGUUUGCCCAAUUUCACACAUUAAUCAUGACCAACCUUCACAUUAUCACUCUCCUACUUCUGCCCUUAAUCUUUUCCCAAAAUGGCCAGCUUUUCCGAUUCGCCGAGGGUGGGAAGCGCAAAAUCCACAUAACGGACGAUCUCGACGGCGUGAUUGACGACGAGGAGGAUGAGGCCUGGAAGCAAUGGGGCCAGCCAUCAACGCGCUCUUCUGAUGAAUCUGAUCUACCACCGUCCGAGUUGGACAAAAUGGACGUAUGGCAGAUCCAGGAAUUUAUGAAGAAGCAGCAAUACGGGCAGGUUUUUGGAUUCGUUAAGCUUCGUUUGGGUGUUCGCCGUACUCAGGAUACGGUAGCUGAGAUUGCUAUGAAAUGGACCAAAGUUCUAAGAACUGGUGCAAUUGGGGUGAAGUUCACAGGUGUCGAUAGCAGCACAAUCAUGUUCAACCUGGAAAAAGCCCGACAUACGAAGGAGUUGAAGGAAUUCAUAUUCAAUGAACCUGAAUCUUAUGAGAUAAAGAUCGGGGAUAAAGUCUACCGUAGGCCUGGAGACCCUCCUUUGGAAGAAGUUAUUGAGCAGCUUCGAAGUGAGAAGGUGAAGGGUAAUGUUACUACUCCCUCCAAGGACAAUGAACAUGUGCAACAAGAGUUGUAGUUUUCCAGGAAUCCUCCUUUAUUGCAAAAUCAAUUUACUGUAAAUCUAACUUAUGGGUUAUGUAAUAUAACAACUCGCCAUCGGCCUUUCCACUCAUUCUCCUUAAUCUUCCUCAUUACUAUAUCAUUUAAAACCUGCAGAUGUUCUUGA
Messenger RNA from Jatropha curcas, 817 nucleotides. Its product is annotated as LDL receptor wingless signaling/trafficking chaperone. The record is from RefSeq and is a predicted model, not a curated record. NCBI's taxonomy places the organism in Eukaryota, Viridiplantae, Streptophyta, Magnoliopsida, Malpighiales, Euphorbiaceae.